Molecule: messenger RNA, 2459 nt
Organism: Zingiber officinale
Lineage: Eukaryota; Viridiplantae; Streptophyta; Magnoliopsida; Zingiberales; Zingiberaceae
Product: peroxisomal fatty acid beta-oxidation multifunctional protein MFP2-like
Exons: 18
Coding region: 110-2260 (716 amino acids)
Biological process (GO): fatty acid beta-oxidation
Cellular component (GO): peroxisome
Molecular function (GO): NAD+ binding; (3S)-3-hydroxyacyl-CoA dehydrogenase (NAD+) activity
Source: RefSeq, a predicted model, not a curated record
CACAUUAAAAGGCAAAAACUAAGAUACAAGCCACUAAUCACGUCUAAACAACAUUAUAUAGACACACUAUAGCAAACAAUCCAAAACCAAGAAGAAGAAAGAAGAAGAGAUGGGGAGGAAGCUGACCGAGAUGGAGGUGGGCGGCGAUGGCGUGGCCGUCAUCACUAUCGUUAAUCCUCCGAUGAACUUCUUAAACCACAGUGUGUUUUGGAGUUUGAAGGAUAAUUAUGAUGAAGCUUUGAAAAGGGAUGAUGUGAAAGCCAUUGUCAUUACAAGCGAAGGGCCUCAUUUUUCGGGAGGUUUCGACAUUGAAGCCCUUGGAAAUUUUCAAGAACUUGAUGAAGGAAUAAAACUCGAACCGAAAGAAGGCUACUUGGCGAUCGAUGUGCUUACCGAUACUUUUGAAGGUGCUGCUAAACCAUCAGUAGCUGCUAUGAAAGGCCUUGUUAUCGGAGGUGGAUUGGAAACAGCAAUGGCAUGCCAUGCGCGAAUUUCGACUUCAGAUGCUCAUUUAGCUCUACCUGAACUUACAGUUGGGUUCAUUCCAGGACUUGGAGGAACUCAAAGGCUUCCGCGACUCGUCGGACUUCAGAAAGCCCUUGACAUUAUCUUGUUGUCCAAGCCAAUUGGAGGCGAAGAGGCUUACAAUAUCGGUCUUGUUGAUGCUGUAGUUUCAACUGAUGAGUUAGUUAAGAUGGCAAAAUGUUGGGCUCUCGAUAUCGCGGAGUUUAGGAAGCCAUGGAUCAAGAGUCUUCACAAAGCCGAUAAGUUGGAACCCCUUGAGGAGGUGAAGAAAAUGCUGAAUUCUGCCAGAUCUCAAGCUCGAGAGCGAUCUCCUCAUGUUCAUUCCCCUUUGGAUUGUAUUGAUGUGAUCGAAGAGGGUAUCGUCUCGGGUCCUCGCAAUGGACUUGUUAAGGAAUCCAACAUUUUUCAAAAACUUCUCUUCUCUGAAACUUGCAAGAAUUUGAUUCAUGUUGUCUUAGCUCAACGCCGAGCUGCAAUGGUACCAGGGAUCACUGACAUGGGUUUGAUUCCUCGGAAAAUAACUAAAAUCGGUGUCGUAGGGGGAAAUUCAAUGGGCUCUGAUAUCGCAACAGCACUAAUUCUGAAAAAUUACCCAGUGAUACUAAAAGAAGUAGAUGAAAACAUCUUAAAUGCAGGAAUAGAUGGAGUCAAAGAGAAUUUGAAUACUUUCAUAAGCCAAGGAAAAAUGACACAAGAACAAUGUGAGACAGCACUAUCUCUACUCACAGGUGUUCUUGAUUAUGAAUGCUUUAAAGAUGUCGAUAUGGUUAUCGAGACAGUUCUUGAGGAUUUGCCUUCAAAGCAGCAAGUGUAUGCAGAUCUUCAGAAAUAUUGUUCUUCAGACUGUAUAUUGGCCACUAACACUUCUACAUUUGAUCUUAACUUAAUCGGAGAAAGGACCGAGGCUCAAGAUCGUAUUGUCGGGGCACAUUUCUUCAGUCCUGCUUAUGAAACACCACUUCUAGAAAUAGUUCAGACAUGUGAAACAUCUCCACAAGUCAUCAUAGAUCUUCUGGAUAUCGGCGAAAAGAUUCACAAGACCCCCAUUGCAGCCACUAAUGGCUCUGCUGUUGAUAGGAUGUUCAUUCCUCUCACUCAAACAGCACUCUUUCUAGUCGAUCAUGGUCUCGAUGCCUAUAAGGUCGAUGAGGCUUGUACUAAAUUUGGAAUGCCAAAGGGUCCCUUCAGGCUAAUUGAUUUGGUCGGUAUCCGAAUUGCCAUAGCUUCUAGCACAAAAUACCUUGAGAGCUUCCCUGAUAGAUUCUACAAGUCGAGAUUAAUGCAAAUCAUGAUCGACGAUAAGAGGGAAGGCAAGGCCAAUGGAAAUGGAUUCUACAAGUAUGAUGAGAAGAAGGAAGCCAUUCCCGACCCCGAAAUAGUUAAGUACAUUAACAGUUCAAAGAAUAUGAUCAGUGUCACUCCAAACCCUCAGCUGAAGACCACAAUACCACACGAGGACAUAGUUGAAAUGCUCUUCUUUCCGGUUAUCAACGAGGCCUGUCGUGUUCUCGACAAGAGAAUUGCUGUGAAGCCAUCAGACCUUGACAUAGCUUCCAUCAUGGGGAUUGGAUUCCCAGCUCGCAGGGGUGGAGUGAUCCAUUGGGCAGACUCACUUGGUGCAAAUUAUGUAUGCAAGAGAUUGGAGGAAUGGACAAAGGUGCAUGGUGAGUUGUUCUUCAAGCCUUGUGCAUUCUUGAGAGAAAGGGCAGGGAAAGGCAUACCAUUGAGUGCAUAAGGCAGUGGAAGGAUCAUGGCUGUGUUCCUCCAAAAACUAUUUGGGAUCAACUAUAUGACUCGUACCGAAGAGUUGUGUUCCUCCAAAUUAUUUAGGGUCAUCUAUAUGAAUAAUUCUGCUAAAGCUCAUGCAAUGCAAAGGCUGAUAAAAGUCAAAGUAAUAGAUUCAUCAUAUAAAUAAAGUAAUCCCUUAUGUGCUA